UGCAUCCUGGUGGCUGAGAGGGGGUCAACUAUCCAGAAGCCAACAUGGCUGACGAGGUGAAUGCAUUGCCAUUCUUCUAUGGAAACAUCACCAGGGAGGAGGCAGAGGACUACCUGCAGCAGGGGGGCACAAGUAACGGCCUGUACCUGCUACGGCAAAGCCGAAACUAUCUGGGUGGCUUUGCACUGUCUGUGUUGCAUUCAGGCCGCUGCUACCACUACACCAUUGAAAGAGAACCCAAUGACACAUAUGCUAUCGCUGGAGGUAAAAGCCACAGGAGCCCUGUGGAUGUGAUCGACUACCACUCCCAGGAGACGGACGGCCUUGUGUGUCUGCUAAAGAAACCCUGCAACAGGCCCAAGAACAUGCAGCCAAAGGUGGGGCCGUUUGAGGACCUGAAGGAGAAACUGAUCCGAGAGUAUGUGAAGCAGACAUGGAACCUGCAGGGAGCAGCUCUGGAGCAGGCCAUCAUCAGCCAGAGGCCUCAGCUGGAGAAGCUCAUCUCCACCACUGCACAUGAAAAAAUGCCCUGGUUCCAUGGAUCGAUAACCAGAGAGGACUCUGAGCCCAGGCUUCAAAACGGCUCCCGUACAAAUGGAAAAUUCCU
Plectropomus leopardus (leopard coralgrouper) is the source of this 607-nucleotide messenger RNA. The record is from RefSeq and is a predicted model, not a curated record. Lineage: Eukaryota; Metazoa; Chordata; Actinopteri; Perciformes; Serranidae.